Molecule: messenger RNA, 783 nt
Organism: Mytilinidion resinicola
Lineage: Eukaryota; Fungi; Ascomycota; Dothideomycetes; Mytilinidiales; Mytilinidiaceae
Exons: 1
Coding region: 1-783 (260 amino acids)
Source: RefSeq, a predicted model, not a curated record
AUGGGGUCGACGACGCUCGCGGGCAGCGGGCCAGGGCGCUCACCCAGCCCACAGGGUCAACGUUCGGGAGGAAGCGAGUGCAAUCUCAGGGCGCCAGAACAGGGCACAGCACGGAUCAGGGCCCCCGUUGCGGCCGCGGCACGAUGGACCAGGAGAUUGAAGGGCAGCGGCACGCUGAAGGUCAGACAGUGGUCGAAAGCCCCCCGCGGUCGGCGAGUGAGCGUCGGCGAGUGUAUCAAGGCGAAACGGCAGGGCGGUGCCUGCUGGCUGGCCUUCAGGACAGCGGCCGAGAUUCGAGUGACUGGAUGCGGAUUCAGCAGCGCGUCCGCGGUCGUGAUGCUUGAUAUGCUGCCAGAUGCGGAACCACGAGGGGGCACGUCGCGGCCUCUGCGUCUCCAACGGCGGGCCUCCCUCGCGACAGGCUUCAGACAGACGCUGCCUGGAAGCUGCAGGCGACACGGGCGGCCGUGUCAACCUGUCAGCCUCUCUCACAACCCUCCCGUGGAUCGCCCGUCAGGUCGAACCGCAUGGCGAAUCGAUAAGAGCAGUGAUCGCCCGCGCCAUAUCACUUCGCUGCCAGACGUUACAUGGCCCCGAGGACGGCCUGAACCAUCGCUGCAACACUUGACGGAGGCCUCCGCGUGCUGCGGGCCGGCUGGCUCAGUGCCGUGGAGCCGUGAGAGCCGUGAGCGCGAAGCUGCUGGCACCCUCAGCAAGGCUUCCAACUCGGUUGCGCAAUCACCGAGCGCCUGGCUCCGCUUUGGGAUCGACCGAGCAUUUUAA